AUGUUUGAUCCCAAUUUCACCAUCCGCCCCCGGCUUCUCCGCACCAUGCGCGAGAUCGGCGAGACGCUGGGCGUCAUCCGGGUCAGCCACCUUUCGGAUGCGCGGCUGGCGCGGCUGACCCAUGCGGCGCGGGCGCUGUCGGCCCAUGCCUCGACCAGUAUUGAAGGCAACCCGCUGCCGCUGACCGACGUGAAGCGGUUGCUGAAACAGGCGCCGGGGCAAGUCCGCGAUACCGAGCGUGAGGUGCUGAACUAUAACCGGGCAUUGGAGUGGGUGCAGGAGCAAGUGAAAGCCGAACGGUUUGAGCUCAACACGGCCACCUUCGAGACCGUUCAGGGGAUGGUGGUCGAUGGGCUGAUGGAAAAUCCGUUUGACGUGGGUCGUAUCCGACAGAAACCGGUGGUGAUCCGCGAUCCACGCGCGCCGGACAGUACGGUCUUCCUGCCGCCCGAUCAUGGGGAUGUCAAAGGGCUUUGCGAUGACAUGUUUGCGUAUCUGCGAGACCAUGUCGGUGAAUUGGACCCGGUCCUGCUGGCCGGGCUGUUUCACAAGCAGGCCGUCAUCAUUCAUCCGUUUAUGGACGGCAAUGGCCGCUCGACCCGCCUGAUGACCACGGGCAUCUUGGGGAUGACGGGCCUUGACGUGUUUCCAAUCUUCUCGUUCGAGGAAUACUAUAACCGCAACGUCACGCGCUAUUUCCAGAUGGUCGGCGAGCAAGGGGAUUUCUAUGAUCUCACUGGCGGGGCGGACUUCAGCGUUUGGCUGGAGUAUUUUGCGGAAGGCAUUCUGGACGAACUGAAACGCGUGCAAAAAACACUGCCUGCCCAGCAGCCGCGUCUUGAGCCGCACCAUCGCCUCAUUCUGGAACACCUCGAAAGCCAUGGCUCCAUCACCCAGCAGGAGUAUGGCGGGAUAUCCAACCGGUCCCUGGCGUCCCGCAAGAACGACUUUGCGCGCCUGGUCGAACUCGGUCUGAUCCGCCCGGUGGGCGGUGGUCGCAGCAUCCACUACGUUCUGGCGGAGUGA
Hippocampus zosterae (dwarf seahorse) is the source of this 1026-nucleotide messenger RNA. RefSeq names its product protein adenylyltransferase FICD-like. Lineage: Eukaryota; Metazoa; Chordata; Actinopteri; Syngnathiformes; Syngnathidae. The record is from RefSeq and is a predicted model, not a curated record. The transcript has a single exon. The coding region runs from base 1 to 1026 and encodes 341 amino acids.